This is a messenger RNA of Trematomus bernacchii (emerald rockcod), 1179 nucleotides long. Its product is annotated as transmembrane protein 47-like. The transcript has 3 exons. Lineage: Eukaryota; Metazoa; Chordata; Actinopteri; Perciformes; Nototheniidae. The coding region runs from base 231 to 779 and encodes 182 amino acids. Gene Ontology annotation, cellular component: membrane; cell-cell junction. The record is from RefSeq and is a predicted model, not a curated record. Gene Ontology annotation, biological process: cell-cell adhesion.
GCUGAUCCCUCGGAGCCUUGACGUCAGCGCGGUAAACGGGGAGAUCUCCGGUGCGCGGCGGAGCGGUGCCCAUAGGCACAGCGUCCGACCAGCGCGCAACGCAGGCGGCUGCGGGUCCACCAGCAGCGGCAACAACACCACUCGCAUCCAUCAUCAUCAGGAAGGAAGGAGUACAUCCACACACCGGCUCUCUCCCCUGUUUCUGAAGCGGUCCCCUUCUCCUCCGCGCUAUGUCUUCUGCGGUCACCGAGACGGAGGAUUCGGCGCGCAGCUCACCGAUCACGCCGCUGAAGCUGGUCGGGCUGGUGUGCGUCUUCCUCGCGCUCUGCCUGGAUGUGGGUGCCGUGAUGAGCCCCGCGUGGGUGACUGCCGACGACCAGUACUACCUGUCCCUGUGGGAGUCCUGCUGGAAGCCUGCCAGCACCGACAACUGGCAGUGCAGCAGCACGCUGGUCUCAGACUGGCAGGUUGCUACGCUGGCCCUGUUGCUAGGGGGUGGAGCCCUGGUGCUGAUGUCAUUCCUGGUCGCUCUGGUUGCCGUGUGCAUCGGCACGAGACGACGAUUCUACGCACCCGUCGCUUCCAUGCUUUUCGCUGCAGUGGUCCUGCAGGCCUUCAGCUUGGUCCUCUACCCCAUCAAGUUCGUCCAGAGCAUCAACCUGAGAAUCUACCACGAGUUCAACUGGGGCUACGGCCUGGCCUGGGGGGGGACCAUCUUCUCCUUCGGCGGGGGAAUCCUCUACUGCCUGAACCCCAAGAACUACGAGGAGUAUUACUAGUUCCAAAUCCAGCUGAGAACAUAAGGUAUUCGAGGGGGAAAACGGCUCAUCUCCCAUGAACUGUAACGAGUACUAUAAACCAUUUUUGAGCCGAUAACUGUAUUUCAAUGAACCCUGGGGGCAAUUGAAGGGGUUAAGCUGGUUGUCAAGGAUUUAUUUUCUUGCCUCGGUGAACAGAAGUGAGGCUGCAUAUUGGAACCAGCCCUAAUGUCACCAGAUGUAUCAUGGGGAGGGGUCAUACUACACCUGCAGUAACAAAGGAUAGCAACUAUCAGCCCCACUUAUUGAUUCUGUUGUAGAGGAAACAUGAGUGGCUUUUCCCGCACGUUCACGCACGCAUGCACAUGCAACGGGACGUGUAUCUUCACCUGUCAUCAUCCAAUCCUCCAGGGGUUUUAAC